AUGAGAAAGCCGUGUAGAUCUGACCCUUCUCCAAAGCAUUCAGACGCUAACAAUUGGAAAGGCCUACUUGAUCCUCUUGAUGAAAACCUAAGAAGAGAAAUUGUUAAAUAUGGAGAGUUUGCACAGGCGACUUAUGAUGCUUUUCUCUCUAAUCCGAGUUCCACCUCUUAUGCUAACUGUGUCACUAAUGAUCUCCAUUCAUUUUUUGAUACAGUGGGGCUUAAGAAAACUGGCUACAAUGUCACCAAAUACCUUUAUGCAACCCCUACCGUCCAAAUGCCAGAUUGGCUUGAAGAAAUACUACCAAAAUCAUUGAAACCCAGCAGGCAAUCAUCAAACUGCAUGAGAUUUGUUGCUGUGAGUGAUGAUAUGCAAGAAAUCAAAAGAUUGGGCCGAAGAGAUAUAGUCAUUGCACGGAGGGGCACCAUGAUUCCUUCUGAAUGGGCUGAAAAUCUUAAGACAGAUCUUAAAACAUUAAAUCUCAUGCCCUCACAAGCUGCUUCUGGUUUAACUUAUGGAGGCCUUCAUUCAAAGAUUGAAAAUGGAUUUCUAAGCCUCUAUACCAACUCUUCCAAGGCUGAUGAUAAUGAUAAUGAUAAUACAAAUACAAGAAAAAUAACUAGCAGCGCAUCUGAGCAGGUUAUGAAAGAGGUCCAACGAUUGGUGGAAUUAUACAAGGGCGAGGAAUUGAGUAUUACUAUUACAGGUCACAGCAUAGGAGCCUCCUUCGGACUCUUGAGUGCUUACCAAAUUGGAGAAACAUUAUUAGCAACCAAUAAUUUAGGUGCUAAGCAUAAUAUACCUGUGACAGUAUUUUCAUUUGGAGGGCCCAAAGUUGGAAACCUUGACUUUAAGGAGAGAAUGGAGGAGAUAGGUGUGAAAACUUUGAGAACAGUGAAUACCCAUGAUCUGAUACCUAAAAUUCCUGGCAUAGUUUUGAAUGAAUGGGUGCACAGAAAGCUUUUUAAUGGAGUGAAAGGGAAGAUAUACAGUCAUGUGGGUAAUGAGUUGAUGAUUAAUCACUUGAAUUCUCCUUAUCUUAAACACAAUGUUGAUGAGUUGCAGCCACAAUUUGGAGGCCCAUUUGCAUUUGGUGGAUGGUUUUCGGAGCUCGGCUGUUCCAUUUCGUUCUAA
Messenger RNA from Cryptomeria japonica (Japanese cedar), 1134 nucleotides. RefSeq names its product phospholipase A1-Igamma2, chloroplastic-like. Gene Ontology annotation, biological process: lipid metabolic process. The transcript has a single exon. The coding region runs from base 1 to 1134 and encodes 377 amino acids. Gene Ontology annotation, molecular function: glycerophospholipase activity. NCBI's taxonomy places the organism in Eukaryota, Viridiplantae, Streptophyta, Pinopsida, Cupressales, Cupressaceae. The record is from RefSeq and is a predicted model, not a curated record.